CGACAUGGCGGGUGGCGGGGUCGUGGGCGUCCCGUGCGGCUGGAGCCGGGCCGAGAGGCUGGGCGCCCCCGGGGGCGCCGCCCGGCCCCCGCCCUCUUCCCCGCGCUGCGGUGGUUUUGCUGCCGCUUCUGUGGGACCGACGGUUUCUCAAAACGCAGAAAACGAUUAGUGGGCGGACCGGAGGGGCGGCGGAGGCGCGGCCCUGCUCUGCCGGGCUUCCGAACCUGCGGCGCCCACUCCCCUGCGAGGGCGGGCCGCCGGGACUCAGGGAGGGCCCUCGGCGUGGGGUGGGGCCCCCGCGCGGGGAGGGAUUGUCCUCGUCUGCCUCCUCAGGGAGAAGCGUACUUUGACAUCCAGCCUGUGUGUGUCUGAGUGAAUCCAGAAAGUUCCGGGCGAAUAAAGCCUGUGUGGGCGAACAGACAGGCUUGUGAAUGGGCCAACUUGUGUUUCUCUUUUGAUACCAAAUAGUGUUUAUUCUGGAGCUCCCAGGCUAUCUGCCACUGACUUCCUUCUUUGUUUUUUUCCUCAACAUAAAUGAAAGGUGCCAUUGAGCAGACUCAGCCAUGGAAGGCAAGCCGUUGUUGACGUCCAAGCAGAAGACUGCAGUGGUGUGUGGAGUGCCCACUGAGGUGGUCUGCACAGCCUUCGGCAGUCACAUCCUGGUGGUGGUGACCCAGCUGGGGAAGAUGGGCACCUUGGUCUCCCUGGAGCCCAGCAGUGUGACUGGUGACAUCGGCAAGCCUGUGCUGAACACUAAAGUCCUCCUCGGGAAGGAUGAGCCCCUCGUCCAUGUCUUCGCAAAGAACCUGGUGGCGUUUGUGUCUCAAGAAGCUGGAAACAGAGCCGUUCUCCUCGCCCUGGCCAUGAAGGACAAGAGCAUGGAGGCGGUGAAGGGCCUGAAGGAGGUGAUUCAGAUGUGCCAGGUGUGGUGACGCUGGAGUGGCCACCCCUGCCGUCCGGGAGGGCCCUGCGGCAGCUCAGACACCUCGAGGCUCUGCAGGCGCUCCUUUAGUUAGGAGGAGGCGCUCUCUGGCUGUGGCCCUUGGAGCUGGAAGAGACAGACACCUCAGGCUGACGUUGGUUUGGAGGCCGACGGCCCCUGUGGAGGGAGGACAGGAAGCGUGUCCUGAGGCGGUUAUGCGUCCUCCCCAGGCCCAGACAGCCCCUCGCGUGUGAGAGCUGACGAGUGAGUCGCGGCCCUCAGUUGUUGGGGGAUUUCUUUUAUUAUUAAAAAUAAAUGCAUAUCCCCAAA
Capra hircus (goat) is the source of this 1252-nucleotide messenger RNA. RefSeq names its product proteasome assembly chaperone 3 (gene PSMG3). The record is from RefSeq and is a predicted model, not a curated record. Gene Ontology annotation, biological process: proteasome assembly. Bases 564 to 932 code for a protein of 122 amino acids. Lineage: Eukaryota; Metazoa; Chordata; Mammalia; Artiodactyla; Bovidae. The transcript is spliced from 2 exons.